ACCUCCCCUCAUUUUCUCCCAACCUGAUACACAUUAUGGCUUCUUCUUCUGUGGUGCUUCUGUUUCUUAUUUCACUUCCUUUGGCAUUUAUCCAUGGUGAAUUUUUCGACGCUUUAACAUCAAGCCCAAGCAUGGUGGAUUGUGAUAAUUCUCAUCUGCUACCACUUGCCCCUUGUGCACCUUUCGUGCAGGGAUUUGAUUCUUCACCGCUUCAGAUUUGCUGUGAUAACCUCCAUGAUCUCUACCUUCAACAGCCAAACUGCCUCUGUAUCUUGCUUAAUGACACUGCCAUGAGCUCCUUUCCCAUUAACAAGACGCUUGCACUGGAGCUGCCACCUCUUUGCAGCCUUCAACUCAACUACUCCAUCUGCCCAGGGUUUGUUGAGCCUCCGAGUCCCAGAUCUCCUGAGUCUCCAGUUUCCGAAGGAACCACUUCCAAUCCGUCUACUGCUGCUUCUCCAGUGGUUGCAUCGCCACCACCGAAGUCUACCAUGGGCGUUCUGUUUUCACGGAGUAGUGGUGAAAAGUUGAAAAUCAAUAAGGGAAGCUCAAUGUUGCUGGUUGCCACAACUCUUCUGCUCAUACGAAGUUCCAGUCUUUUCUACUCAUAAUUGUAGAGUCCAUUAGAGGAGUAUCUUAUAGU
Messenger RNA from Telopea speciosissima, 643 nucleotides. RefSeq names its product non-specific lipid transfer protein GPI-anchored 10. The transcript has 3 exons. Bases 36 to 611 code for a protein of 191 amino acids. Lineage: Eukaryota; Viridiplantae; Streptophyta; Magnoliopsida; Proteales; Proteaceae. The record is from RefSeq and is a predicted model, not a curated record.